AUGACGACUGGUGUAUGCAAGUUUGACAAGAUCGCUCACGAAAUUUUUGCAAGCACUCUUCGGGCUCCUUACACAUCUCCCCGUGAUGCAGUACCCGACUCUAAGAGGUUGAAGUAUGCCGAUAUAGUAGCAGCGUUGGCGAAACGGAUAUCUGAACCUCGAACUUUGAAGUUAAACCUGCUGCUACUACCUGGACUAAAGAGGCUGUCUUCUGUAGAGGCCGACUUCCUCAAAGCCGCCGUACCGGUGUUGAUCUGCGCAGCGAGACCAUACAAUAACCAGUUUACAUUAGACCAUGGUUCUGCACUGCUGUUCAGGUGGGCUGGCUGUGGCAACGCCAGCGUUACAUCGCCUUCAAGUGAUGUCACCGAGUUGCUAAUUUCACCACAUGCUUUCAAGAAUACACUCUUAAAGCUUCUCAAUGGAAACUCGGACGAUUACCGCAUUGUUAGCAUGCGUAAACAGGUGUCUGGUGAGCCAUGGACGUCUGAGGUAGAAGGUGAGAGUUCUGCUGUACCCACUGAUGAGGAUGACGAAGCGGAAUGCACCUUCAAGCCUAAGCUAAACAAGUACCCUAAAUACCUAUCAUCUGCACCACGCCUGGCGUAUCCACCUAAAAGUCUUUCGGGCCAACUGAAGAAGCUGCUGGAUAUGCCUCCACGCCAUUCGUCAGACACAGAUGAGAUCGACGUGCCUGAACCGGAACAACUCGACUUCCAAACAGACUACGGCUCUCCUUUCAAUAACACUUGCCCUCUAGGUUCUACUUUUGGUGCCGAAGAUCUCAAAGACAUAUCGUUCGGUUUGGAACGUCCUUCGCACGAUAUGGGCGUUAACCAAGCAUCUGUCCGUGCUUCUUAUCGUGCCACUGAGUUAUCCGAGGGUGGAGCUGCCUACAACUUGCUCCCCAACGUUUUUUCACGGGGGUACAAAAACCGAACUGUAGAAAAGGGUCCACACGAUGUCGAUGCUGAAAUUGAAGCAAUAAUGGCGAGUCUGCCAUCUAUGAAGCGGCCCGUUCCGCCAACUAUGCGCACCGCCUAUAACGAACCAGGGCUACGUUUCGUAAGUCCAUUGCGUAACCACUUAUGCACCACUGUUGGUCCUGCCCCGGAUGAAGUGAGUGGGUACCCUAUCAAAUCAUGGCAAGAUCAACUAAGGGGCGGUUUCAUUAACACAGGAAUGAAGUUCUUCGCAGAGCCUGAACGUACUGUCUCGCCUUCUCACGGCAAAUAUGUGGGAUCACUGAAGCAAUGCGAUUACGUGCUUCCACACAAUAUGGGUUUACCAUUGUUUAGCCGCAGAGCACCGGGGGACAAGUAUCACGACUCUCGCAAACCAGUUUCACGUGAGUCUGGCUGCGCCAGCACUCCACUGGACAUUUUGGAGGCACAGUUAGCUAAAAUGCCCGUCAACAUCCGGAAAAUGAUCUCCUGA
Molecule: messenger RNA, 1437 nt
Organism: Babesia sp. Xinjiang
Lineage: Eukaryota; Apicomplexa; Aconoidasida; Piroplasmida; Babesiidae
Exons: 1
Coding region: 1-1437 (478 amino acids)
Source: RefSeq, a predicted model, not a curated record